CUCCUCUCUUAAAUGAGAUCUACGGAGUUGUACCCAUGUCUACCACAAAGACCCAUGGGCACCAGUGACAUCAUGCUUACCAGGCCGAAUACCAAGAAACUCGGUACAAGAUGGUUGGUUCGGAUUGGUAUUCUCUUUGGUAUUUUUGCAACCUCCACCCUAAUCUUCGCUUCAUCUAGUGUGGGAGCAUCUAACGCAGAGCCGAGCCUGUACAACACCAGGCAGCUUCUGAGUACUGGAGAUACCAAUGCUACAGUUGUCGAUUCAUGUAGCACUUUGUAUGAGGUGAACCAUGUUCCUGCGUUAUUCGUCACCAUCUAUAUCAUUCUCAUCUUCGUACUCUUCAUAUCGCUAGCAAUUAUCUGCGAUGAUUUCUUCGUACCUUCAUUGGAGGCAAUCUCCGAGAGAUUGGAGCUUUCAGAGGACGUUGCGGGCGCCACAUUCAUGGCUGCUGGAUCAUCCGCCCCAGAGCUGUUCAUCUCCAUCAUAGGGGUAUCUAAAGAGAGUGAUGUUGGAGUGGGAACUAUAGUGGGCUCAGCUGUCUUCAACAUACUAAUCAUCAUAGCCCUAACCGCUGCACUUGCUGGCCAGGUGUUGAAGCUGGACUGGCGCCCAUUGGUUCGUGACUGUAUAAGUUACGGUAUAUCCAUCAUCUGCUUCAUCAUCUUUGCAUGGGAUGGCGUGAUUGAAAUAUAUGAAGCAAUCAUUCUUCUAGGCCUCUAUGUUGCUUACAUUGUUCUAAUGAAGCUUAACAGCAGAAUCAUGAACUUGUCGUGCAAAAGAUGCCGUCGAGGUCAAGUGGAGCCCAUUGAGUCUGGGCUCGGUCAAGAUGACAUGGCUGGAUCAUCAACUAAAGUAGUAACAUCUGGAGACGAGGCAUUCACACCAGCAGUUCAGCUACAAAAACAUACAUCUGUUCAUAGUGAUAGAAAGAUGUCUGUGAUAUCCAACAAGUCUAUCGCAGGAGUACCACCAUCAGCUUCCAAUAAGCAUAUAUUCCAUCAUGUCAAACACGGAGAACUCGCCGCUAACUUUACAUCAUCACAGAAUGAUGUGAAGCGACAGAAUGAAGACGAUUCCCGAUCUGGAUCCCAUUGUGGGGGCCUAGGUAGCAGAAUAGGUAGCUUGGCGGGAAGCGUCAUAAUGGAACAAAACGAUGACAAUACUAUACAAUACCCCGUUGGUCAUCACUAUGGUGAUAUCAAGCGAUCCAAUCAGGCAGCAAUUCAUGAAAAUGACGUCACAAGCAGUAAAAUUGUGAUUGGUGAAUCGCUUAAUGGUUCACAGCCUUCCAGUCCGCAGAGAGAUAUAGCAUUUGAAGUGGAUGGUGAUGCUGGGAGUGUAGGUGGUAUGUCGGCCGAGUUUGGUAGUAGUUCCCGCCUUAUUGUCCCAUCUAAUGGUUUUAAUGAUGCCGAUUCCGGUAUUCAUAGUGCCCAAGGUCCUACCCCACUAAUCCCUGAUCCCUCUGACCCAUCCUAUGUGCACUCUGAUCUUGAACCUUCUGCUCUCAAGGCAACCACGAGACACUCUUUUAGUAAUGUGCAUCACGAACACGUUGUGCCACCACAAGACGGAAACCAACCCAAAGAGAAAGUCAUUGAGGAAGAUGAAGAGAUAGAGGAAGAAUUGACUUUGAAACCUAUCCCGUGUCUGCCAGCUAUAAGCAUGUACUAUCCGGACCGUACUGAAGUUCUUCAAUCACGAUGCGGAUGUCUUCGACUCGUACUCAAAUGGGCAAUGUUCAUUGUGAGCUUCCCUUUUAUGUGUGCGUUUACAUGGACCAUUCCUAACUGCAGUAAUCCUAAAUACAAGCGUUUGUACAUGGUAUCCUUCUUGAUGUCAAUCGUAUGGAUUGCAGGAUUAAGCACUGGUAUGGUAACAAUGGUUGAACGAGCUGGCUGCAUACUGAAUAUAGACCACUAUUUCAUGGGACUGGUCUUUGUAGCAGUUGGAACAAGUGUGCCGGAUGCAUUGAGUUCUAUUUUGGUUGCCCGUGAUGGGUUUGGUGACAUGGCUGUAUCCAAUGCCAUUGGAUCCAACGUCUUCGAUAUCAAUCUUGGCUUGGGACUGCCAUUCUUCAUCCGCAUUCUCGUCACAAGCUCACCCAUCAACUUAUUGUCGGAAACGGAUGAGAUGAUGCUUGCUUCCGGAGCAUUGUUAAUGACACCACAUGCCAAGUUUGGUUUCAUCUUGCUAGCUAUCCUGUUCUUCACUCUUAUCGUCUUCUGUGGAGUCCGGUUCCAGCUCAACAAAUUUGUGGGAGUAUCUUUCGUCAUGUUGUAUGUGGCAUUUAUCGUAUAUGCCUUACUUCAAGAGUUUGUAUGCAAGUAUUCGUGCUAACAACAUACUUGCCCAUUGUCUUCACUACUACUGCUACCGGAUGGCAGUGUCAAUAACAUAAUAAUAUAUACCUGUAUAGCUGUGUGAUUAAAAAUGAAAACCAAGACAAUCAGAAAAUUUGAACUUAGAUGGAAAUUGCACCUUUAUAAAAAAUAACCGAGUUAGUUAAUCAUCUUCACGAGUUACGAUCAAAAACACUGUGCUUUCCACCAUGAAUAAGCGUAUUGCGAAGAGUUCUUAUCGAAUUGAAGUCUUUUGGAACGCUUGGUGGCAGCAGACUUACCAGGCAAAAUCCAUUGUUCUCGGUAGUGUGCGCAUGCUCAGAACUAAUCAAACCCACAAAGAACAAUUAAUUUAUUGAACAAGUGUGCUUUCAGCAUGAUUCAUAAUUGCACUGUCUGACCAUUAUGAAACUAGCCACGAUCAAAAACACUACGCUUUCCAACGCAAUGAAUUAACAAACAUUAACAGCUAGGUGAGAUUUUUACAUUAUUUUUUAUUCAAAAAUAGUUAUUUUCCACGUGAAACGAACAAAAUAAUUUUUGGCACUCACUUCCUACAUACACCCAUAGCAAACCACUAUUGAUUUAAGGUAGCCAAGUUUCGUGGUUUUGUGUAGGUCUUGAGACGUUAAGAUGCGAAUAAUUCUACAACACGGUUUAAACUAGCUUUAUUACAUUGCACAAAAGGAUGUUACGUCUCAAGCUGUGUAUAUUAAAACAAUAGAUCUUCACAAAUUUCUGAUUAAUUUGACAUUAGUUUGUGUCAGUAACGUUUAACGAAUUAGUACAGCGACUGGUUUCGGUGUGUUCUGUUUAAUACAGAAUUAAUGUACACUCAUUUAUAGCUAACAAUGACAAACUCAUUGACUUAUUUUUUUUGUCCAAUAUUUUCUUUGACACUAAUAAUGUUUCUUUUCGAUUGUGAAAGAUAUGCAAAGUAAUUUAAAGGGAUAUCGUUUCAAUAUUCCACCAACGCAAUAUUUAUCAGUACAAAUUGAUAUAUAUGUAUUAAAAUUGAACAAAGAGAGUGAUCAUAUUGAAGAUAUAUACCACUGUAGUUGGAAGAAAUCACCUUGUAAAAUAUUAUAUAAUGAUGAAUUUUAGUAGGUUUGUUUUGAUACUGCAUCAUUUGUGACGGCACUCCAAUGCACAAUUUCAAUAUUAUGUUUGGAUAUAAAAAGAUAAAGAUCUUAGUGUGAAUUUUGUUGUUUGUUUCCUUGAAGGUGACUAUCACAAACUAUCCCUAUAGAAUCAUUCCUCUUCCAGAUCUCACUUGUUGAAUAAAACAAACUGACAUUAAACAAUGUGUGUAAACAAUAGUAGUCUGUGUCUGAUAUAUUUCCCACUGGGCGGGGGCUGGAGGUGGA
Messenger RNA from Asterias rubens (European starfish), 3709 nucleotides. RefSeq names its product sodium/potassium/calcium exchanger 4-like. The record is from RefSeq and is a predicted model, not a curated record. Gene Ontology annotation, molecular function: calcium, potassium:sodium antiporter activity; calcium channel activity. The transcript is spliced from 12 exons. Lineage: Eukaryota; Metazoa; Echinodermata; Asteroidea; Forcipulatida; Asteriidae. The coding region runs from base 13 to 2340 and encodes 775 amino acids. Gene Ontology annotation, biological process: calcium ion transmembrane transport; intracellular calcium ion homeostasis. Gene Ontology annotation, cellular component: membrane.